GAGAGGAGACACAACUCUAAAGAGAAGCACAAACACUUUGCAGCAAUUGCCUCUUAAAUCGCAUGGAAGCCUUUAAAUCUUUCUGAACUUUUCUCUCGUUGAGAUCGAACUUCAUUUGAGCCAUCGUCGAAAUCAACAUCAAUUAGGAGAUUAAAUCAAAGGAUUACUUGAAAUUCCUUGUUUACUUAGAGAUCAGAUAAAAAUGGAGGAAGGAAGGGGGAGGAGAAAGAAAGGGGAAUGGAGAAAAACUAAGAGGAAAGAAAGAGGACGGAAGAAGAAGCGAUCUGUCUGGCUACUCACGAAAAUGGAUUCUGUCCUUGGAUGCCAUGGUUCUCGUCCACGUGGUGGCUUUUAUGAACCACAAAGGAGUAAAGCUCAUUCGUUCGGCACUCAAACCGGCGGCGAAGUAUUGCGGGUAAUCGACGUUGGUAAAUUUCAGAUUUACAGAGUGCGAUUCUUUUCUAAGGGGAAGAAACUGGGAGAAUACAUUCCAUUUCUGCCAUUUAGGCAGGGUCGUAAGUGUCGGCACAUUUUGUAUUUCCUCACUAUUUUCUGUGAACUUAACGGCAUCACCAGUGGUUCUAAGUUGUUUUAUCUAUGCUCUUUAGUUCACUGAUAAAUCUGUUGUUAGUCGUUCUUUGACUGUUGCUUUAUGUUACCAGUUUGGAAUCAUCUUCAAAUUCGUAAAACUUGUUUCAUUCUUAAGAUUGCAUCAGAAUUUGGAUCACUUCAAUUAUAUAUGCUGGUAUGAGACCUUCUAGUUUGUCCUUUCACAACCAUUUUACUCGUCUUCUUUAAGUCAAUAUCCCUUGCAACAGUUUUAUGUUUAUAUAUAUCCCAGCUUCACGUUUAUGAAAUCUUAAAUCUGAUGCACUGCCUCACUGCUUGAAUAUCUCAUUUUGAUUCUCAAUAUUAAUUUGGCAACACAGGAUUUUGUCUAUUAACCAAUAUGUGCUCACAAUUGUUCUAGAAAAGAUGGGUUGAUUUAGAGCUAUGUCAUUCCUUUGAUGUUUCUUGCCUUUGCAAAAUUAAUAUCCUGUCCUUCAAGAACUAGUUCUUGCUAGUUCAAACAUGGGGCGAAGCCGGUUUGAUGUCCCAACAUAAUAGAGGUACGUAAACAAAAGGCUUUUCAGGCAAGAAGUAAAUCAAAAAUUCAUGAUUCAUGGAUAAUCAGACUUGCUUUUCUAUGUUUGUGGUCUGUAUCGUAACGUAGGGGUGCAUAACUAAUUAUUAUCUUUUGCCUUAUUUGUACUUGCCAUAUGUUUCUGUCUCCAUGAAUGAUGUUAUUAUCUUAAAGUUGGUGUGACUUAAUAAGCUAGCUUGUUCUCCAUAAAAUGGUCUUUGAAAUGAUUCUAUAUGCAAAGACAUGGAAACACACAGAGACACGAAAUUGACAAGACAAAGACACCUUUGUGUAUUUUAUGAGCAUCUUUUAUUAGGCCUUCCCUUGCCUUUUGAAUUUGCAUCAGGAUACCAUUAUUAAUAUCCCAUUGUGCCCCCCACUCUAUCAAGAUCAUGGGAGAUAAGGAGAUAAGGCACAUAUGACCUUUGUAAUGGAUAGGUAUCACAGAAAACUGAAAUGUGGGUAGUUACUAAUUUGCUAUGAUUGCGCACUAAGCAGGUCAGGAUCAUAUACAUUUCUCAUUUCUGUCAGGUAAUCUCCGUAUUUGUUCUUUUAAACUGACUAGUAUCUUUUUCAUUGUCCCUCUCGUUUAUAAACCAUUCGGUUGUACUUGUAUCAUAUUAUUGUGGGUACGUACUCUUUGCACUACAUAUAUGUUUGGCAGGAUCAGGAUAUCAGAUAUUUAAGAUCAAGUUGGACAAGGUGGUUUUCUGAAACAUGUAAGUACUCAUAUUCACCACCUUUAAUCCCAAACACUGCUUGGUAGAUGUACAAUGAGUGAAACUCUUUACCUGGACAAUUGUUCGGACU
Molecule: messenger RNA, 1933 nt
Organism: Rubroshorea leprosula
Lineage: Eukaryota; Viridiplantae; Streptophyta; Magnoliopsida; Malvales; Dipterocarpaceae
Source: the annotation of a GenBank genome assembly